This is a messenger RNA of Fibroporia radiculosa, 996 nucleotides long. RefSeq lists its product as uncharacterized. The record is from RefSeq and is a predicted model, not a curated record. Gene Ontology annotation, cellular component: plasma membrane. The coding region runs from base 1 to 996 and encodes 331 amino acids. NCBI's taxonomy places the organism in Eukaryota, Fungi, Basidiomycota, Agaricomycetes, Polyporales, Fibroporiaceae. Gene Ontology annotation, molecular function: glycerol channel activity; water channel activity. The transcript is spliced from 9 exons. Gene Ontology annotation, biological process: water transport; glycerol transmembrane transport.
AUGCAAGCCGAAAAGACCUCUCACAUUGUCUAUCUUGCCGACGUUGCUCCUCGGUCAAAAUUCAUGGCGAGCUGGGAAAGGUUCCGGCACGGCAAGGGUCGCUGGCUUGUUCAAUUCCUCGCUGAGGCGAUGGCUACAUUCCUUUACACUUUUGCCGGCGCUGGUUCUACAGCCGCCUGGAUCCUAGGCAACAUUCUGGCUAUUCCCGCUCUCGGUAGCUUGCUCCAAAUUGGUGUUGCGUACGCAGUUGGAAUCGUCUUGGCGCUGACCGUCUGCCUGCCGACCUCACAAGGGCAUGCAAACCCUGCUUUCACGAUCUACGCCAUGGCUCGAGGCCACUGCACUCCGCUUCGGGGCCUCAUGCUCAUUGUCGCUCAAAUUCUGGGAGCCUACAUCGCUUGUCUCCUGAUAUACGGGCAAUACUACGACUUCAUCAAGGAAGCCAUUGCUGCACUCGAAUCGAAAGGCUUGUACGACGAGGUGAUGUUCACUUCGCAGGGCCCCGGAGGCAUCUUUGGCUUGUACACAACGCCCGGAGACAAUCUCGGCAACAUCUUCCUGAACGAGUUCGUCUGUGACUUCGUCCUUGCCGUGUGCAUUCUCGCCUCCAUCGAGCCCACCAACACCCACACGCCUCCCGCGAUGGCUCCAUGGACCAUCGGCUUCAUCUACGCGAUUGUCAUCUGGGGCUAUGCUCCCGCUGCUCUUGCUGCAAACUCUGCGCGCGACGUCGGCGGCCGUCUUGCCGCGCUCACGUUCUGGGGCCUCCCUGCGUCUGGCGGGCGAUACGCUGCGAUCGCUGCGCUCACGAACAUCCCUGCGACCUUCGCCGGCGGUCUCUUCUACGAGUUCGUCCUGAACGACUCCAGCCGACCGAUCACCCCCGCACACGCGGAGUCUGCUGCAUGCAACAAGGCCUAUGAGGAACACGCCAAGGGCAACGUCUCCUCGUCGGACUCGAUCGACUACCCCGACUCUGAGGCGCUGCCAAAGUAA